GACAAUUGGUUUAUACGUUUGUAUGGUGCUGUUUUAUGUGAAUUCCUCCAAGUUCCCCUGCAUAUCCUGAUAGAAAUGCUUACUAAAUUCGAGACAAAAUCAGCGAGGGUAAAAGGAAUAUCAUUUCACGCCAAACGACCAUGGGUUUUGGCGAGUUUGCACAAUGGGGUGAUUCAGCUUUGGGAUUACCGUAUGUGUACUUUACUGGAGAAAUUUGAUGAGCAUGACGGUCCUGUACGUGGCAUUUGCUUCCACAGUAAUCAACCUUUAUUUGUGUCGGGAGGAGAUGACUAUAAGAUCAAGGUAUGGAACUACAAGCAAAGAAGAUGCCUCUUCACCCUACUGGGGCACUUAGACUACAUUCGCACAACAUUUUUCCACCAUGAGUACCCAUGGAUAUUGAGUGCUUCAGAUGACCAGACAAUAAGGAUAUGGAACUGGCAAUCUCGUCAGUGCAUCAGUGUCCUCACCGGUCACAACCACUACGUCAUGUGCGCACAGUUCCAUCCCACCGAAGAUCUACUGGUCUCCGCCUCGCUGGACCAGUCCGUCCGCGUCUGGGACUUCUCUGGUCUUCGUAAGAAGAGUGUGGCACCCGGACCGGCUGGUUUGGCCGACCAUUUGAGGAACCCACAAGCGACUGACCUAUUUGGACAGGCCGACGCAGUCGUGAAGCACGUGCUAGAAGGACACGACCGCGGAGUCAACUGGGCAGCGUUCCAUCCCUCACUGCCGUUGAUCGUCUCUGCUGCCGAUGACCGGCAAGUUAAGCUGUGGCGGAUGAACGAUGCUAAGGCGUGGGAAGUGGACACGUGCCGUGGGCACUACAACAACGUGUCAUGCGCGUUGUUCCACGCGCGUCACGAGCUCAUCCUGUCCAACAGCGAGGACAAGUCCGUGCGAGUGUGGGACAUGACCAAGAGGACUUGUUUGCACACGUUCCGAAGGGAGCACGAGCGAUACUGGGUGCUGGCCUCCCACCCGUCUUUGAACUUGUUUGCGGCGGGUCACGACGCUGGCAUGGUGCUGUUCAAGCUGCAGCGAGAGAGGCCAGCGUACGCUGUGCACAACAACAUACUGUUCUAUAUCAAGGACAGGCAACUACGCAAGCUAGAUAUGGCGACAAAUCGCGACUCUGCGGUGAUGCAGAUCAAGGGAGGAGGUCGACAUCAGCCUUACAGUAUGUCCCUAAACCACGCCGAAUGGUGCGUGCUAGUCAACUGGCGGGUCGGCGAUACGAGCUCCUACGAGUUGUAUUCCGCGCCGCGAGACGGAGGCGAGGCCGCCACCGCAGAACCCGCUCGCGGUCAGGCCACGACCGCUGUCUGGGUCGCUAGGAAUAGGUUCGCGGCAUUGGAGAAGAAUAACCAGCUGGUCAUCAAGAACCUAAAGAACGAGGUCUCAAAGAAGAUAUCGACCCCUACCUGCGAGGAGAUCAUGUACGCAGGCACCGGUAUGUUACUGCUGCGCGAACCCGAUAGUGUGCAGCUGUUGGACGUCCAGCAGAAGAGGACCAUUGCCAGCGUGAAAAUCGCCAAAUGCCGCUACGCAGUCUGGAACGCCGACAUGUCUUUAGUAGCUUUACUCGGCAAGCACACCGUCACCCUCUGCACCAAGAAGCUGGAACAGUUAUGCAGCGUGACGGAAGGAGCCCGGGUCAAGUCCGGGGCAUUCGACGACUCUACGCCGCAACCAGUGUUCAUUUAUACCACAGCGAAUCAUAUCAAGUACUGCUGUAAGGAUGGUGACUACGGCAUCAUUCGCACGCUGGACGUGCCCGUAUACGCAGUUAAAGUGGUCGCCAACGAGGCGGGCGCUCGCGUGGUCUGUUUAGACCGGGAAGCGCGCCCUAAGGUGCUCAAUAUUGACCCCACUGAGUACAGAUUCAAAUUGGCGUUAGUGACACGCCAGUAUGACCAAGUGUUACACAUGGUGCGGACAGCGAAACUUGUCGGGCAGAGCAUCAUCGCGUAUUUGCAAGAAAAAGGCUACCCAGAAGUGGCACUACACUUCGUCAAAGACGCCCGGACCCGUCUCUCCUUAGCACUGCAGUGCGGGAACAUAGAGGUGGCUUUGGAAGCUGCCAAGAGCCUCGACGAGCCCGACGCGUGGGACAAACUGGCACAGUCCGCUUUGGCCACCGGCAAUCACCAGAUCGUCGAGAUGUGCUACCAGCGUACCAAGAACUUCGACAAGCUCUCAUUCCUAUACCUCAUCACGGGCAACCUCGAGAAGCUUCGCAAGAUGAUGAAGAUCGCAGAGAUCAGGAAAGAUGUCUCCGCACAGUUCCAGGGAGCAUUGUUACUGGGAGAUGUGAAAGAGAGGAUACGACUGCUGAAGAAUGCUGGACAGAUAUCCUUGGCCUACUUGACAGCUGUCAACCACCACCAAACUGAGGAAGCCGAGCAACUGAAGGCUGCCUUAGAGGCUGCCAGCCUGCCCGUCCCGGCUUCAAACCCCGAUGCGGUGGAACUGAGGCCCCCGCUGCCGGUCUAUAGAGCCCAGCCUAACUGGCCGCUACUCGCUGUAUCCAAGAGUUUCUUCGAGGUAGCGGGCGCGGCCCGAGCGACGGCGGGCGAACAGGGCGCGGUGGCGGCAGCGGGCGCGGCGGCCGUGGGCGAUGAACCUUUAGAAGCUGCGGGAGCCUGGGGCGACGACGACGACGUGCUGGCUAAGGAGGACGGUGAUGGAGAAGAAGUUAUGGAAGACGCGUGUGACGACGGCGGCUGGGACGUGGGCGAUGAAGACCUGGAGUUGCCCGAGGAACUUGCCCCUGUCUCUGCGGACAUCGACGGCGGCGAGGAGUCGUCGACAUACUUUGUGGCGCCCACGCGUGGGAUUAGCGCCGCCAUGUCGCCCAAGCUGCGGACGGCGCACGACCACGUUGCUACUGGACAGUUUGAGAUUGCUUUCAGGCUUCUGAACGAACAAGUGGGCGUGGUGAACUUCGAGCCGUACCUGGAGACGUUCCUGGGCAUGCUGUCUCGCUCGCACGUGACGUUCGGAGCGCUGGCCAGCGUGCCGCCGCUCACCGCGCACCUGCAUCGCAACUGGAAGGAGGCUAGUGGGAAGGACCUGCUGCCUGUUAUAACGCUAAAACUCAACGACCUAGUGAACCAGCUACAGCAGUGUUACCAGUUAACCACCGCCGGGAAAUUCACCGACGCCAUCGACAAGCUGCAGCGCAUAGUGCAGUGCGUGCCACUACUGCAUGUCGAUACUAAACCGGAGCUCACUGAAGCACAGCAACUGUUGACCGUAUGCCGGGAAUAUUUGCUGGGACUACGCAUGGAGACAGACAGAAAGGCGAUGCCCAAAAACACGCUCGAAGAGCAGAAGCGCACGUGCGAAAUGGCCGCUUACUUCACACACUGCAUGCUGCAGCCUGUUCACCAGAUCCUGACCCUGAGAACUGCUCUCAACAUGUUCUUCAAACUCAAGAACUUCAGAACUGCCGCCUCCUUCGCCCGAAGACUCCUAGAACUCGGCCCUCGUCCCGAAGUCGCCCAGCAAGCCCGAAAGAUCCUCCAAGCCUGCGAAAAAACACCCACAGACGAACACCAACUUCUAUACGACGAACACAACCCUUUCAGCAUCUGCGGAAUCAGUUACAAACCCAUCUACAGAGGAAAACCCGAAGAAAAAUGCUCCCUUUGCGGCGCUUCCUUCAUGCCGGAACACAAAGGAAAACUAUGCCCCAUUUGCGGAGUCGCCGAAAUCGGAAAAGACGUCCUAGGCCUCCGAAUCUGUCCCCUGCAGUUCCAGAGAUAAAUAAUGUAUUAUUGUAAGUUUAUAGAUUAAAUAAAAUAUUGUAUCGCGUUUUA
Molecule: messenger RNA, 3824 nt
Organism: Ostrinia nubilalis (European corn borer)
Lineage: Eukaryota; Metazoa; Arthropoda; Insecta; Lepidoptera; Crambidae
Gene: alphaCOP
Product: coatomer subunit alpha
Exons: 21
Coding region: 76-3771 (1231 amino acids)
Biological process (GO): endoplasmic reticulum to Golgi vesicle-mediated transport; intracellular protein transport; retrograde vesicle-mediated transport, Golgi to endoplasmic reticulum
Cellular component (GO): COPI vesicle coat
Molecular function (GO): structural molecule activity; protein binding
Source: RefSeq, a predicted model, not a curated record